Messenger RNA from Closterium sp. Yama58-4, 1359 nucleotides. Lineage: Eukaryota; Viridiplantae; Streptophyta; Zygnematophyceae; Desmidiales; Closteriaceae. The record is from the annotation of a GenBank genome assembly.
AUGGCGCCGGCUGACGAGUCUACACUGCUUAUGGGCAUUAAAUCGGUGCCUUCCGAAGACUAUUAUGUCGGAGAGAAGGAACCGGAGAGCAAAGCUUCGAUUCACAUGGCUAAUGAAGAUGUCAAUGUCAAAGCUGAGAAGAUAUCGAAAGACGCGGAGGCUUUCGAGACUGGAGUAGAUUACGAUGAUUUGGAGUCAACGAGGGAGUGGAGCACAGGGCUUUGCUCGUGCAUUCCAGGAUACAACAGCGAGUACGCUCGCUCGGAUUGCGAAAUCUGCUGCCUGGGCUGGUUAGCGCCAUGCGUGCUAUAUGGUAGCAACAUGGUUCGCCUAAGUGGUAACCAGAGCGAGUUCUGCAACGACUGCUGCUGUUACGCAUCCCUGCUUAUCCUUGGGGGUGUCUUCCUCCGAUGCAACGUGCUCGCGCCAAUCAAAUCAUGGUCCAGUCGAUCCGCUAUUCGCACACGAUUCGGCCUUCAGAGCGGAGCUGAAAGAGUGACAAGCGACCCAUCAGACGGCUGUCAUCGGUGCUGUGACUGUUUUCUGCAUUUCAUCUGUCACCGAUGCGCUCUAUGCCAGGAGGCGAGGGAGAUAAGAAGGCGUUUUCCGCUUGCGCGGGAUUUCCCGUCAACAUUUUUCACCUUCCGCCGAGCAGGGAAGGAACGUAUCGCACACGGCACGGACGGCUUGCGGGACACUUGUCAGUUCUGCAACCCGAGCCUGCUGGCAUGCCGUGCAGCAACGUAUGGUAGCUGCAUAGGUCCGAAAGAAAGAACAUCAGGAAUCAUUUUAACGCGGAUGGCGACGACUGCUGCGUCUCCCCUUCUCGAGGAUGAUAGCUGCUACUAUGUUGGAGAGAAGGAGCCUGGGAAGAAAGAUUCCCUUACUGUGGCUGAAGUUCCUGCGUCUGAGAAACUGCCGAUUCUUUCUCAAAAUGAAGCGACCGAGGUUUCGGAGCCAAUGAGAGAGUGGAGCACAGGGAUUUUCUCCUGCGUUCCAGGCUCGGAUGAGCACACGAGCUCCGACUGCGAAAUUUGCUGUCUCGGGAUGUUCGCACCGUGCGUGCUGUACGGAAGCAACAUGACACGACUAACCGGCGACUCGAAUGAGUUCUACGAAAGCUGCAUGCGCUACACCGCCUUGUUCGUUCUUGGGAAGUGUUUGCUGCACUGCAACGCGCUCGCUCCAAUCUCGUCGUGGCCCAGUCGAUCCGCCAUCCGCUCGCAACUCCGACUCCAGAGCGGAGCUGAAGACAUCACAAGCGACCCUUCAGACGGUUGCCAUCGGACCUGCCCAGGAUCUGCUGCUGUUGACAGGGUGGCUGUCGUUGCUCCCAAGGUGCAAGCCAUGAACCACUGA